Molecule: messenger RNA, 1164 nt
Organism: Funneliformis mosseae
Lineage: Eukaryota; Fungi; Glomeromycota; Glomeromycetes; Glomerales; Glomeraceae
Source: the annotation of a GenBank genome assembly
AUGGAAAUAAUAGGUGCUCCUAUAACAUUAAUUAAUAAAAGAAAACAACCUUUAGCAACAAUUCAAUUUGUAUCAGGACAAAAUAAAAUAUUUGCAUCUCUAGGUAAAGAAUCUGGAAAUGCAAUUAAAUCUUUAAUUAAAAAACAUCAGAUGACUACUAAAUUAGGUCAACCAAUAGUUCAUAUUCGUAAGAUUGAAUUAAACUUUAAUGGUGAAACCAUUAUUUUAACUUAUAAGUCAUCUGAUAAAGAGAGUGAACUUACAAAAAUAGAUGCUAUUGUUAGAGCUUGUGAUGAGUCAUUAUUAGUACAUGAUGAAUAUCGAAGACUUGUUGCAGUUGAAACAUCUCUUAUACGUGAAUAUUUGAUAGCUAAUCGUAGAGUUGAAAUUACUAAUUUUAUCAAUAAAGAAAUUAGAAUUGGAACAUUUGAUAUUGAUAAAGAUGAUGAUUUAUCUAAUAAUUUUGAAGAAUCUGAUGAUGGUGUAAUUGUUGAUGAAGCUUCUCCUGCAAUUAUUAAUCCUGGUGAUACACUUAAGCUUAAACUUGGUGGUGAUGGUUACAAUGUUGGCAGAAAACAAAGCCAUGUAAUGAUAACAUUUUGUCUUUUAAACAAAGAAAAAUAUGAAGAUCUUGCUAAAAUAGGACAAUUAUUUCAACAUCAACUUGAUCUCCAAAAUAACGGAAUUUAUGAUAAAUAUGGAAUUCAUUGGCCAUAUUUUUGUCUAUACUGUGACUGCCAAUCUGAAAUGCGAUGGGAUAUGGAUCAAAGUCAUGAAAAUUUAAGAAAUAAUGCUUGCGAAAAUAGAAAACUAGCAUUAUUUCCUGCAAUUAAUCAGGAAAAUUAUAUUCCUGAUGAAUUGCAUCUAUUUUUACGUAUUGUUGAUGUCUUGAUAGAAUGUUUUUUUAAUGAUUUAAUUAAAAAAAAAGAAUUUGAAAAAAAAAUUAAAUUGGAGAUUGAACAAGAAAUAAAAAAUAUUAAUGUACAUUUUGAGUUCUUUAAAUCUAGAUCUACUGGUGGAAAAUGGAACUGGACUUCUUUGAUGGGUCCUGAUAAGAAGAAAGUAUUAGAACAUUUUUCAGUUUCUCAAUUUAUUUCUGGUAUUCGUGGACAAGAUAUUAAAAAAUUAUGGAGAGAGUUUUUUCAGCUUUAUAAAAUUAUAUGA